Messenger RNA from Amborella trichopoda, 1357 nucleotides. Its product is annotated as Amino acid kinase family protein. Lineage: Eukaryota; Viridiplantae; Streptophyta; Magnoliopsida; Amborellales; Amborellaceae. Gene Ontology annotation, cellular component: cytosol. Gene Ontology annotation, biological process: terpenoid biosynthetic process. The record is from RefSeq and is a predicted model, not a curated record. Gene Ontology annotation, molecular function: kinase activity; isopentenyl phosphate kinase activity.
AACGGUGAGAACGCGACCCUAAAGCUCGAGCUUCUGCUAUCAAUGGCGGAGAGCGCUGAUUAUGGGCUCAAGUGCAUCGUGAAACUCGGUGGUGCUGCAAUUACUCACAAACAUGAAUUUGAGGAGAGAAACAAUGAAAAUCUGAGUCUAGUUGCCUCACAAUUGAGAGAAGCAAUAAUGGGUUCUUCAUGGCAUGGGCACGGGAUGGAUUGGAGCAAACGUAUUGAAAAUAACCACAAAGAUUUUGCACAUGAAUUUGGGGAUCAAAAAAUAGAUUCAAGUGCCUUCGUUGUGGUUCAUGGAGCAGGAUCAUUUGGGCACUUCCAGGCAAGUAGGUCUGGGGUUCACAAGGGAGGGCUUCACUUGCCCCUUGUGAGGGCUGGUUUCGUGGCCACGCGCAUCUCUGUGACAUCACUCAAUCUUGAAAUUGUUAGAGCACUUGCAAGUGAAGGUAUUCCAUCUGUUGGGAUGUCUCCAUUUGCCUGUGGAUGGUCAACUGCUGGAAGAAAUUUUACAGAUGCAAAUAUUUCCCAGGUGGCAAACGCUAUUGAUUCCGGUUUAAUCCCUGUUUUACAUGGUGAUGUAGUGCUUGAUAACUCACAGUAUGGCUUAUUUGUGCAGGGAUGCACCAUUCUAAGUGGAGAUGUCAUCAUUCGCUAUCUUGCACAACAAUUAAGACCUCACUAUGUUGUGUUUCUUACAGAUGUUCUUGGAGUUUAUGACCGCCCUCCAUCAGAUCCUAAUGCUAUACUUUUAAGAGAGAUAGCUGUUGAUGAAGAUGGUAGUUGGUCAAUUGUCAAACCUAUGCUACCACACAUGAACAAACAAGUUAAAAUCACGGUGGGAGCCCAUGACACAACUGGUGGAAUGAUGACCAAGAUAACGGAGGCCGCAACGAUUGCAAAACUUGGAAUUGAUGUCUAUAUUGUGAAGGCUGGCACAGAUCACUCGUUGAAAGCUCUAAAGGGUGAAGUGAGCAACAUCUCUAAUGAGUGGUUGGGAACAAUGGUCAGAUCCUCCUCAAAAUGCAUACAUUCAGAUGUUUAAGCCUUGGCUCAUUGGUGAUGGAAUUAGGUAUUCAUUUAUGAAAUGAUGGAACUAGUUAUUCCUAUAUGAAAUGUGUCCCAUAUGCAAGAAACCACUUAAAAGGUGGUGCAAUGGGGGACAUUCUCUCUCUCUCUGUCCAUCUACAUCUUGACUUGCUAGUAUCAGGUCACAUCACGCCUUAUUAUACUGAAAAAAUGAUAAUUAGAUGGAAGUAUUGAUUAGAUCAAAGUAUGUAUCACACUCUACAUCUCAUCAAUUAGGGGCUGUAAGAUUAAAAAUAUAUGCAUAAGCAAUUAAGGCGAUUUUUCUA